AUGUCGUCAAACCAUGCCUCUCUGGACGCCGCAGCUACAGAGCGCAAGGCUCGCCUUGCGAAGCUCGCGUCGAUGAAAAGAAAGCAGCCUGAGCCGGAAACAUCCACCGAAGCCCAAGACAAGGACGAGGAGAUGCAGGAUGCGGCCAACGACAUCUCGAAAAAGUAUCUCUCUGGACGGAAUUAUGACGCCGAAACUCGCGGUCCAAAAUUGGGCUUCGAUCAAACCCCAAUCGACGGACAGACCACUUUGGAAGCGCAAGCUGCGGAAAUCGCCAAAGCCACCGCGGAACAAGCAAAGAAAGACGAGGAAGCGGAGCAGCCGAUUGACCUCUUCAAGCUACAGCCGAAGAAGCCCAAUUGGGACUUGAAGAGAGACUUGGACGCCAAACUGGACAUCCUCAAUGUGCGGACUCAAAACGCCAUUGCCAAACUCGUGCGGCAACGAAUUCAAAAUGCGCAACGCGCUGCCAAGGCCAAGGGGGCUGCAUCGAGCGGAGAUCAGGAAGGCGAGGAUGUCGGAAUCGAGGGCGAGAUGCUGGUUGAAGGGAUCCAUGUACGAGAACGGGAGGACGAAGAACGGGGGGUCUCAGAUGAUGAAUAA
Aspergillus terreus NIH2624 is the source of this 603-nucleotide messenger RNA. RefSeq names its product CCDC12/cwf18 family protein. NCBI's taxonomy places the organism in Eukaryota, Fungi, Ascomycota, Eurotiomycetes, Eurotiales, Aspergillaceae. Bases 1 to 603 code for a protein of 200 amino acids. The transcript has a single exon. The record is from RefSeq and is a predicted model, not a curated record. Gene Ontology annotation, cellular component: U2-type spliceosomal complex; post-mRNA release spliceosomal complex.